AGAACAUCCUGCUUCCUGUCUGUUGCCAUGGCAACACCGAACAACAACAACUAGUCCAGACCUGGACACGGCUGAGAGAAAACCACUGAUGCUUGUGACAAAUCCUCUUUUUUUCUAGGUUGAUUAAACAGUUAAACACGUGAAAAAGUAUUUUUUCGGCCAUCUAAUUUAAAAAUGAGUCAACGACAGAUCAUACAAGUUUUCGAGCAGUAUCAGAAAUCAAGGAUGCAGUUUGUGCAAACUGUCGCUGAUCUGGCGAACAGACCCCAAAACAUAGAAUUCCUGCAAAAUGCUGGUGUGAUGUCCCUGCUGCGUCCCCUGAUGCUGGACGUGGUCCCCGGCAUCCAGCAGACAGCAGCUUUGGCUCUGAGCCGCCUGGCAGACCACAGUUACGACCUGGCCGAGGCUGUGGUGAAUGAGGACAUCCUGCCCCAGCUGGUCCACUCCCUGGCCUCGCAGAACAGGUUCUAUAAGAAAGCAGCAGCAUCUGUGCUGAGGGCAGUGGCCAAACACUCCCCCGGACUGUCCCAAGCUGUGGUGGAGUGUGGGGGGGUGGAUGCCCUGGUUCUCUGCCUGGAGGACUUUGACCCUGGGGUGAAAGAGGCCGCUGCUUGGGCUCUCGGCAUCAUCGCACGACACGAUGCGAUGCUGUCUCAGUCUGUUGUGGAUGCGGGUGCUAUCCCCCUACUGGUGCUGUGUCUCCGGGAGCCUGAGAUGGCCCUCAAACGCAUCGCAGCCUCCACCCUGAGCGACAUCUCCAAACACACGGCAGAGCUGGCCCAGGCUGUGGUGGACACCGGGGCCAUCGCACAUUUGGCACAAAUGAUCCUCAACCCGGACGCAAAACUCAAGAGGCAGGUGUUCUCAGCACUCAGCCAGAUCAGCAAGCACUCGGUCGGCCUGGCAGAGAUGGUGAUUGAGGCAGAGAUCUUCCCUGCAGCACUGGCCUGCCUCAAAGAUCCAGAUGAGUAUGUGAGGAAGAAUGUCACAACUCUGAUGAGGGAGGUGGUGAAACAGACACCAGAGCUGUCUCAGGUGAUUGUUAACUGUGGCGGAAUGGCAGCAGUGGUCAAUUACCUGGGGGACUGCCAGGGAAACCUGCGGCUGCCGGGGAUCAUGAUGCUGGGAUAUGUGGCGGCUCAUAGCGAGAACCUCGCCAUGGCUGUCAUUUUCUCCAAGGGGGUGCUCCAGCUGGCCCAGUGUCUGUCUGAGGAAACCGAGCAUCACAUCAAGGCGGCCACAGUGUGGGCCAUCGGCCAGAUAGGGCACCACACACCUGAGCAUGCGAAGGCCGUGGCCACGGCUAACCUGCUGCCCAAACUCCUGGAGCUGUACAUGGAGGCCGGCAGCUCAGAGGACCUGCAGGUCAAAAGUAAAGAGGCCCUGAAGAGCAUUCUGCAGAAGUGCACCUACCUGCCAGGUCUGGAGUCCCUCCUGUACGAUGCCCCGAGCAACAUCCUCAAACAUGUCGUGUGCCAGUUCAGCAAGGUGCUGCCUCAUGACAGCAAGGCCCGGCGCUUGUUCGUGACCAGCGGGGGCCUGAAGAAGGUGCAAGAGAUCGAUGCUGAGCCCGGCUCUCCUCUGCAGGAGUACAUCAAUGCCAUCAACAGCUGUUUCCCUGAGGAGAUAGUCAGGUACUAUUCCCCUGGCUACUCUGAGGUGUUGUUGGAGAGGUUAGAGAACUACCAGCCGGCCUGAUGUCAUUGUCAUUUAAAGAUGUAGCCUUCAUAUGCUUUGAUAGUAAAUUUAAGAAGUUUUAUCCAAAAUAAGUUUUUCCAUCUUUUAUAUUGUGUCAACAGUGAAAAUAAAAUAAAGAACAGUAUCAUAA
Scophthalmus maximus (turbot) is the source of this 1828-nucleotide messenger RNA. RefSeq names its product sperm-associated antigen 6-like. Gene Ontology annotation, biological process: sperm axoneme assembly; epithelial cilium movement involved in extracellular fluid movement; neuron projection extension. Gene Ontology annotation, molecular function: microtubule binding. The record is from RefSeq and is a predicted model, not a curated record. The transcript has 11 exons. NCBI's taxonomy places the organism in Eukaryota, Metazoa, Chordata, Actinopteri, Pleuronectiformes, Scophthalmidae. Gene Ontology annotation, cellular component: axoneme; acrosomal vesicle; microtubule cytoskeleton. Bases 175 to 1698 code for a protein of 507 amino acids.